Peronospora matthiolae is the source of this 252-nucleotide messenger RNA. The record is from the annotation of a GenBank genome assembly. NCBI's taxonomy places the organism in Eukaryota, Oomycota, Peronosporomycetes, Peronosporales, Peronosporaceae.
AUGGAUCCCGAUGUCGAUGAGAUCGAUAUCGAUGAUGAUAUUGGCGACGAUGCUGAAAUAUUCAGCAUCGCCAAUGACUGCCAAAGUGAGGACGAUGACGCCCACACUGGUGAAGACAACGUUCUUUCAGCAGUGCACAUGAAGCGCACUGCUGUUGACAAGGAUGAAUCAGCAGAGGAAUUUCUGUUGACUCGCGAAGCGUUUGUCCGCUUCGCUCAAGACCAUAUUGCAGAUGCAAUAGACAAGCAGUAA